UCAUCUUCAUGGAUGCAGACGGGAUUCAAAAACAUGAAGAAUUUCCUAUCCGAUUGUAAGAAGCAUGAGAAGGCAAAAUUGCACAUGGGUGCCUACAAGACCUGGAAGACCUACGGUUUUCAGCCUCGUAUCGACUGUAUCAUGUCACAAACUAGACGUGAAGAGAUUCAGCGUCAUAACGAGGAGGUUGAUGAGGCAACUGAUGUUUCUACCAAAGAACUAUUGAGUGUAAUUGUUCGAAUGGACAAAGGGGAAAGUGUCAUUGAAAGACAGCUUGGGUUUGUUGAUGUUAGUUGUGAUAGGACUGCAACUGCUAUAUCAUCAGUAGUUAAGGGUUGGGAUGAUGAAACGUUAAGUAAGGUUACUGGUUUACUUGGCUACCUUAAUGGCUUCUUGUUUUGUUUCUUGGUACAUGUUUUCCAGAGAAUUCUUGAGCAGUCAUCCAUACUUUAUUCUAUCUUGCAAGACAAUUUCACUGACUUUCAUUAUGGAAUGAGUAGGUUUGAGAGAUUCAAGGCCUUUGUUGCAUCUCUGAAAAAUGAUACAGAAUAUUGUCAGGUGUACGACCUGGCUGUUGAGAAAGUGGGACCACCAGUAACCAGGAUUUCCAUUCACAAAGACAUACUGUCAGAGAAAGAAGACGCCAACACAUUGCAUGAUGAGGUAGUAAAGAAGUUCAUUGAAAAACCACGAAGACUUGCUUUCUUAUACAAAUAGGUAUUCAUAUAUGGCUGUUAGCAAGCUGAUGAUGUCUUACGUCCAUGGCAUGUGAGAAUUUUUCCGGGAACUUUUUAAUGCAGUCAAUGAUGAUUGUCAUUUCAGCACGACAAUUUCAUCACAACUUUUGAUAGUUGUUGAUGACAAAUCUGAGCCUUUUUCGGUUCUUUUGUCAAAGUUUCUUUACAAGAUGUACAUAGGUAUCUAUUUAUGUAUGUGGUGUUGAGAAAAUAAAUCACAUAUCUGCAACUA
This is a messenger RNA of Xenia sp. Carnegie-2017, 969 nucleotides long. RefSeq lists its product as uncharacterized. Bases 13 to 717 code for a protein of 234 amino acids. The record is from RefSeq and is a predicted model, not a curated record. The transcript is spliced from 4 exons. NCBI's taxonomy places the organism in Eukaryota, Metazoa, Cnidaria, Anthozoa, Malacalcyonacea, Xeniidae.